This is a messenger RNA of Glarea lozoyensis ATCC 20868, 771 nucleotides long. RefSeq names its product 40S ribosomal protein S3. The transcript is spliced from 5 exons. Gene Ontology annotation, biological process: translation. NCBI's taxonomy places the organism in Eukaryota, Fungi, Ascomycota, Leotiomycetes, Helotiales, Helotiaceae. Gene Ontology annotation, cellular component: ribosome; cytosol. Bases 1 to 771 code for a protein of 256 amino acids. The record is from RefSeq and is a predicted model, not a curated record. Gene Ontology annotation, molecular function: structural constituent of ribosome.
AUGGCUGUCGGAAAGAACAAGCGUCUCUCGAAGGGAAAGAAAGGUCUCAAGAAGAGAACCCAAGAUCCUUUUAUGCGAAAGGAUUGGUAUCAAGUUAAGGCACCUUCCUCGUUCAACGUUAGAGAUGUCGGAAAGACUCUUGUCAACAGAACCACCGGUAUCAAGAACGCGAACGAUGCUUUGAAGGGUAGAAUUUUCGAGGUUUCUUUGGCGGAUCUCCAGAAAGAUGAGGACCACGCUUUCCGAAAGGUCAAGCUCCGUGUCGAUGAGGUUCAGGGAAAGAACUGCUUGACCAACUUCCACGGUCUCGACUUCACAUCCGACAAACUCCGAUCGCUCGUCCGAAAGUGGCAAUCCUUGAUUGAGGCCAAUGUCACAGUCAAGACCACCGAUGACUACCUCCUCCGUCUGUUCGCUAUUGCUUUCACCAAGAGACGGCCAAACCAGAUCAAGAAAACCACCUAUGCCGCUUCUUCCCAGAUCAGAGCUAUCCGCAAGAAGAUGACCGAGAUUAUCCAGCGUGAAGCUUCAAGCUGCACCCUCACACAACUCACCACCAAGCUCAUCCCAGAAGUUAUUGGUCGUGAGAUCGAGAAAGCCACACAGGGAAUCUACCCAUUACAGAACGUCCACAUCCGCAAAGUCAAGCUCUUGAAGGCACCAAAAUUCGACUUGGGCGCUCUUCUCAACCUCCACGGUGAAUCAAACACAGACGAGUCAGGACAGAAGGUUGAGCGGGAGUUCAAGGAGAAGGUUUUGGAUGAGGUAUGA